AUGCCACUGAAGAAACGAGUUUCUAAAGCCUGUGAUACAUGCCGCAAAUCCAAGACAAAAUGUGACGGCGAAAGGCCGUGUCAAAGAUGUUUGUCUGAAAACAAAAUUUGUACAUACUCUGAUUGGUCAAUUGGUUAUUCGGAGGGUAAACUGAAGCGUUUAUAUAACCAGGAAUAUGUGGACUUGCUCGAGACUAGAGUUUCUCUCCUGACAAAAUCGUUAAGUCUGCUCUUCUUGGAAUUUGAUCGAUGCCUCGAGGCGGGCCUCGUCAAAAUCGACCCAUCGCAUAUUGAUAAAUUCAAACAACUACAGUAUGAGUCAUUAAUGCUAAGGCAAGGCAUUUCACCUAUGCCCACGAAUGAAGAUGACGAAGAUUCUAUGAGUUCGGGACUCAUGGAAAACAUGGGAAACUCGGCAGAGGUUUGGACGCGCCUAUAUCAGAACAGACGCAUGUUCAUAAAUCCAACUACCAAAAAGCUAAAUAUCAACCAGGUGGUUUAUUCGAUCAUACCUACAAGUGUGGAUAUGGCCACCAAGUCAGUUAACUUUACUGCUUGCACUGAGGAUAACAUGGAAAAAUUAAAAAUGAUUGUUGGAAAGAAUAAAAUGACACCGGAAGAUAUUCCGCCGGAUAUUGCCGAAAAAUACCUGAGUGAAGGUUAUGUAAAUAAAGACAAUCUUAUGACUCUCAACUGCUCACACGAUGGUAUUCCCGCAAACGUAAUACCCGACUCAAGUCAACGGAAACGAAGGAAAUCGAAAGAGGAACAUGAGCCUCCCAUGAUUUUCGAAACACAAACGACUAGCACAAAUAACAGGCUACCACCCGAAGCAUCAUGGUAUGAUAAUUUCUCAAAUGACGCCCAGUCGUUUUCCAGUGGCUCGUCUCAGGCAGCGUUCUACUCGGAAUUUGCAUCCCCAUCGACAGACAAUACUAGUAACAUGGGGCAAUAUCAAUCAGAUUCGAUUAAUAAUGUACAUGUUGGUAUCAAACCAAUUGCGAAGUCCGGAAACUCCUGA
Messenger RNA from Lachancea fermentati, 1020 nucleotides. The record is from the annotation of a GenBank genome assembly. NCBI's taxonomy places the organism in Eukaryota, Fungi, Ascomycota, Saccharomycetes, Saccharomycetales, Saccharomycetaceae.